UAACUCCAUCUGCCCCGUUGAGCUCUAGUUGACUGGGAGAACUCUAGGUUCGACUGGGAAGGUGUCAUCGUUCCUGUAUUUGACGCGAUUGUGUAAGGCACUCGACGCGGUUUUCUCUCCACCCUACUACACCCUCUCUUACGUCGCGGCCCGCGGGACUGUUAGUCAGACUCAGAGGGAAAGCACCUCGCGCGCUUUCUUAGUCGACUCACGAACAGACUCGAUAGAUUCGUAUGCGAUAAGUCGUCCCGCCAGGUGCUCGCUUCUCAGUAAGCGCGAUCCUUUUGAGAUUCCUGAAGACAAAUUUUGCUGUGAGCGAGCCUGCGCGUUUUGAGGCGCCUUAGUUCCCGAGCCAGCGCGUAUUAAAGCCCAAGCCAGCGCGUAUUAAAGCCCGCGUCUCAUAUUUCCUGAAGGCAGCAAAUGUCGGCGGCGCGUACGAGCGUCCACGAGACCGUAAUGCGACGUCUCGACAUAAAGGGGCUACUAACGCUCGCCUUAACUGCGUACUUCUUUUGCGCUGCGUGCCGCGCUGACACAGACUCCGCGUCGGCCACUCGUAGUACGACACGUGUAAAUAACGGCGGGAGAAGGCUCGCGACGACGGCCGCGAAUGGGGUAACCAGCUUGCAGCCGACGCAGGCGACAUUGUGUAACUUCUCCCGCGGCGGGCAGUGGCUUUCGCGAAACAAGGCUCCCUACGGCGCCGACUGCCCCUUCCUCAAGAAUGUCGGCCCGGUGAACUGCAUUAUCAAGCCCAGGAGCCGACCCCAGAAUUGGCUGAACUACCGUUUUCGGCCCAGGAACUGCGGGCAGCCAUGGUUUUCCUUCAGCCCCCUGGCUUUCCUCGAACGAAUGAGAAACAAGGUGUUUGCGUCGGCAGGCGACUCUCUCUCUGUCAGCAACCUUAUGCCGUCCCUGCUGUGCCAGCUACACAAAGUCUCUCCCGUUACGGAGAUUCUUAAUGACGGCACAUAUGCACGGCAGAGCCCGCUCACUAAAGUGUACCUAGUCAAAGCAUACAACGUCACCCUAAUCAACACGUGGAGCACGUUUCUUAACGAGUACUGGCAAGAUGAGGAGACUGUCAAGCAGUACAAUGGCGGUGCGGACUUAACAGAUGAGGAUUCGGUGGUUAAUCUCGAUGGGCUCGAUGCGCAGUGGGCGGCUUAUAUCGGGCAGUACGAUGUGCUUAUAUUGCAGACGCAGGCGCACUGGCAGGCCACCAAGUACAAGUGGCGCCGAUUCUGGGUGAACAGUACCGGGGAUCAAAUCUUCAACGAGUCGAGAUUCGUUGCUGCCUUUGAGUAUGGCAUGGCAGCGGUCAGAGAUCUCCUCGACCAACCAGAGGCGCCGAUAACUUAUUUCAUAUCUGCCCCGGCUCGGUUAGAUGGGUGCACGAAGUUGAAGGCACCAAACACAGAUGCUCAGGUUGCAACCAUUCGCAAAAGUAACCGCCAAUUUGUUGCGUGGUUACCAGUUCAGCAGAGGGCAUUCAAAGGCACACGGAUACGGUUGAUUGAUGUGACCACAUCGUCCCUCUAUAGGCCAGAUGCAUUCGUUGGGUCGGGUGGAGUGAAUAAGGAUUGCUUACAUUGGUGCCUUCCAGGCGUUCCGGAUUGGUGGGUCGCUAUGGUCAAUCACUUUUUGACCAAUGAGCCUGCGUUGGCUGUGUGAUCUGUAUGUUAUGGAAAUUCAGCCCUUUUUUUUUUUUUUUUUUUUAGAUAAGGGGAAAUUUAAAAUCAUUCUGUGCAUUAGAUAUCCAUGUGUUACUUUGUAUGCGAGUCGCACCCAAUUCGCCGAACGUGCUUCAGCAUCGCCGCGUCGUGCGCUCCGACAGCCCCGUGCACAAAUGUGCGACUUCGCCUCGCCAGCGAAAGAAGCUUGACUAUCGCAUCCGCGUCAACUUCGUCGGAUGUAGCGAAGCAGGCGAUCUCCUACACGACCCUUUUCUCGAUCGUCAUCGCUCGAGCUCACACCUUUCUAGUCGGCGUCGCUCCAAUUUUGUUAGGUUCCUCUCGUUAGGUUUUGCGUUACGCCCGCGUGUCUCGAAAUUAGCCCCUUCGCCUUUGCCCCUGCCUGCCCGCGUGUAUUGAGAUUAGAAAGCUUCUGAAACUCGCCCAGUAAUUUCCUCCAGAGCUAUCUAGGCGUGUUAUAGACGGUUUGAACUUUCGUAAACCGAGCUAUUAUGCGGCUUAUGACGCUCUGAGACCCGAGUGUUAGUAAUUUCGUUUUGAGUCGACUCGAAACGCUCUGAGACCGCCUGACAGCGUUAUCUCAAUCCCCCUGAUGGUGACUGCGGCGGUGCGCUUUUGAGUCGACUCAAAAGCAGACCCGUGUGUUAGUGAUUUCGUUUCGGGUCGACUUGAAACGCUCUGAGACCCUUUCAGCACUAGCUCAAUCUCAACCCCCUGAUGGUGACUGCGGCGGCGCGUCGACCGGCCCGUGUCAGCUCGUACUGCAUCACACUAGUUCUCCCCCGGAAGCUUGUUUCUCAUCGCCUUACCGCCUCCGCACUCCUUCUUCUGUCUCUUUUGGCAGUUUCUUUACCCGUUUCGAUUCAAACUGGCAUCGCUAGCAGGAGCAUCGUCGACGGAAACACCGCUAAUAGAACCACCGUUAAUGGUACUAGAUUCGUUGCGAGCGCCCAAAUCGCUAGCAGAUGGGGGGAAGGGGCCGUUCUAGAGGCGAAGGCGAGGGUGACUGAGCAGAAGGUGAUUACAGCGAGGUGUAACUUCUCCGUCGGUCGAUGGCUGCCCGUGACUCCGGGGAUGCAGUACCCGUACCGCGCCGACUGCCCAUUUCUCAAGGGCAUUGGCCCCGUGAGUUGCCUCGUCAACAAGCACAAGCGGCCUUUCUCCUGGCUGAGCUACCGCUGGCAGCCGUCAGGGUGUCGCACUCCUCUCUUCUUCCGCCCCAGACUUUUUCUAACGCUUAUGAGAAACAAAGUGUUUGCAUCAGCUGGCGACUCCCUCUCUUACUUCAACUUCGUUCCGUCCCUUCUGUGCCAGUUGCACCGCCUUUCCCCUGUUCGCCAGAUUCCAGUCCCGGCACGUCUUGCUCCCAGGACCAGCCUGGUCUACCACGUGCCCGAAUACAACGUGACUAUAGUGAACACAUGGAGCACUUUCCUUAAUCAGUAUUGGCAGGACAAGAAAACCCUCUCUUUAUACAACAAGGGCAGGGUAAUUACUCCGGAGGAUUCGGUGGUGAAUCUGGAGGGGGUGGAUUGGCGGUGGGGGCGGUACUUAGCUAAGUACGACGUGCUUCUACUGCAGUCUGCUGCGCACUGGCAGGCGAAACGCUCGAGGUGGCGGCGGUUCUUUACUGACAGACGAGGGCGAGUUGCUUAUAAGGAGUCACGCUACUUGCGCGCGUUCCAAGCCGGCAUGCAGAGUGUGAAGAAGCUGGUAGACCGGGCCAAUGACAGAGGGACACGUGGCAGCAGCAGCAGCGGUAACAGCAGUCGCAGGAGCAGGAGCAUCAACAGUGUUAGAGGCAACAGUAGCUUCGGCAGCAAGGGUGGUGGUGACAAGUGGCCUGUGGUGUUCUUCCUCUCUGCCCCUGCGAAGCAGAACGGUUGUUCUUUCGCUACCCAGCCACGCACAGAGGCAGAGGUUUCACUGUACCGUGACCAAAGCGUUCAGAUGACGAAGUGGCUGCCCCUGCAACGCAGCGUCUUUUCCCAAUCACACAUACGCCUUAUAGACAUCACCUCUGCUUCGUUAUACCGCCGGGACGCUUUCGUUGGGUCGGGCGGAAUUAACAAGGAUUGCAUACAUUGGUGCCUUCCGGGUGUUCCGGACUCUUGGGUCGCAAUGGUGCUUGGUGCCAUGCUUAGAGAGCGACGAUUGGUUGGAUCAAUAGGAAGAAUAGGAUUUCCAGGUGUAGGUGGUGGUUUAGGAGCGGGAAAGGGACCGCCUUACAGAGAGGACAGUACGGCCCGCAAUGAGGUGGUGAACUUGGAGAGGAAGAGAAAGAUCGGAACGGGGGUGCUUAAUCUCAUAGCAAGGAAAAGGGAGAAUCUGUUCUUCCACUUCCAUAAGCACAGACCAAAUUCAUAAUUUGCGUAGGGUUAUGUGAUGGUUUUCCAUCUGGCAUUCAUACCCUCGGAACU
Messenger RNA from Closterium sp. NIES-67, 4114 nucleotides. Lineage: Eukaryota; Viridiplantae; Streptophyta; Zygnematophyceae; Desmidiales; Closteriaceae. The record is from the annotation of a GenBank genome assembly.